AUGGUCCGUCUACGGGAGAUCCCAAGGACGGCCACCUUCGCUUGGUCUCCUGGAGCUGCGUCCCCAUUGAUUGCCACAGGAACCAAGGCCGGUGCUGUCGAUGUUGAUUUCUCAAACAAAACAUGCCUUGAAUUGUGGGACUUGAGCCUGGAUCGCCAGGAUGCGAGCGAAGAGCUGAAACCCAUAGCUAAGGUUGAUAUUGACUCUGGUUUUAACGAUUUGGCGUGGGCCGAUUUUGAUGAUACUAAACGUGGUGUUAUUGCCGGUGGUUUGGAGAACGGCGCUCUGGAUCUAUGGAACGCCGAUAAGCUUCUUGCCGGAUCCAGUGAUGCUUUGAUCUCCCGAACCACGAAACAUUCUGGCGCUAUCAAGGCCCUCCAGUUCAACCCUAAACACUCGAAUCUUUUGGCCACCGGUGGCGCAAAGGGUGAGCUGUUCAUUUCCGAUCUAAACAAUAUCGAGAACCCAUUCCGAUUGGGCAACAAUGCAGCUCGUACAGAUGAUAUUGAAUGUCUGGACUGGAACAAGAAGGUGGCUCACAUCAUGGUCACUGGAAGCAGUGCUGGAUUUGUUACUGUCUGGGAUGUGAAGACCAAGAAGGAGAGCUUGACUCUCAAUAAUCUGGGCCGGAAAGCUGUUAGCGCAGUUGUCUGGGAUCCCCAACAGUCUACCAAGCUGAUUACUGCAACCCCGCUUGAGUCAGAUCCAUUGAUACAUGUUUGGGACUUACGAAACUCACAUGCCCCCGAACGCACUCUCAAGGGCCACGAAUCCGGAGUGCUCUCGCUCGCCUGGUGUGAACAAGACCCGGAUCUUCUUCUUUCUUCCGGCAAGGAUAACCGUAAUAUCUGCUGGAACCCGCACCUUGGCCAAGCUUACGGCGAAUUCCCUGUUGUCACAAACUGGACUUUCCAGACUCGCUGGAACCCGCAUAACCCUAACUUCUUUGCUACGGCAUCUUUCGAUGGAAAAAUAUCGGUCCAAACUCUACAAAAUACCAAGACCGAUAACGCGAAGGCAAUUGACGACCAGAACCAAGCUCUUGAUGGUGAAGAUUUCUUCGCCAAGGCUCAGAGUCAACCACAAGUUUCCAGGUUCUCUCUUGCCAAGCCUCCCCGAUGGAUGCAGCGGCCCUGUGGUGCUUCGUUCGGCUUUGGCGGCCGCGUCGUAUCCAUUGGCCUCACCGAAUCAGGCUCACGUACCUCGAAGAUCAAGAUCACGCCAUUCGAGGUUGAUGAGAGCGUUGGCAAUGCCACAGAAAGCUUUGAGACCGCCUUGAAGGAGGGUGAUAUCAGUAGCCUCUGCGAAUCUCGAGCUGCAGCCUCUUCGAGUGAGGAGGAAAAGGCUGACUGGAAGGUUAUCCAGACUUUGAUUUCUGAUAACCCUCGCAAGGGCUUGAUAGAUUACUUAGGCUUCCAAGAUCAAGCUGAUGAAGCCGCUGACGGCUUGUCUGCUCUUGAUUUGGAUAAGGACGAUGCGGGGACCAAUGGUGAGACUGAGAAGCCGAAGGCCUUUGUCAAGAAGCACAAGCGCCUGCAAUCCAUGUUCGAUACCACCUCUGAUGCCGAUAACUUCUUGUCUGAUUUGGCCGCAUCGAAGGAUGCUCGGACAAACAACCCAUUCGAGAUUUUUAACGGGUCGGAAAGCGAGGCAGAUCGGCGGAUUACACGUGCGCUACUUCUUGGGGAGUUUGAAAAGGCUCUUGACGUUGCGAUUCAAGAAGAUCGCAUGUCUGAUGCUUUCAUGAUCGCCAUUACCGGUGGUCAGAAAUGCAUCGCAAAAGCUCAGGAGUACUACUUUUCCAAGCAGUCCACCGGUCCUAAUUAUAUGCGCCUGCUUGCCUCUAUAGUGGGUAAGAAUCUUUGGGAUGUUGUAUACAACGCCGAUCUUUCCAACUGGAAGGAGGUGAUGGCCGCCCUCUGCACCUUCGCCGACCAGAAAGAGUUCCCUGACCUCUGUGAGGCACUUGGUGACCGCCUCGAGGAACAGGUUCAGAGCACUGAUGAUAAGAGUCUCCGCAAAGAUGCAUCGUUAUGUUUCCUUGCCGGCUCAAAGCUCGAAAAGGUAGUGGCUAUCUGGGUCGAGGAGCUGCGUGAGAACGAACAAAAAGGAAUUGAGACCGACGCGGAUAACACCACAUUCUCCAUCCACGUUCGUGCCUUGCAAGCCCUGAUUGAGAAGGUCACCAUCUUCCGACAGGUCACUAAAUUCCAGGAUGAGGAGCGGACCAAGGGCUCCGAUUGGAAACUCAAAACACUGUACGAGAAGUACAUCGAGUACGCGGAUGUUAUCGCCACUCAUGGACGUCUUCAAGUGGCCCAGAAGUACCUUGAUCUCGUCCCAGAGAAGUACCCUGAAGCUGAGGUGGCUCGUAAUCGCAUUCAGCUUGCCAUGAGACAAGCUCCGCAAAAGACCCAGCCGGCUGUUACCGCGAAGUCAGGCUUCAAGCCCCUUCCUCAACAACCUAGCCUUCAAUAUCCCCAGCAAGCUCCAUACCAACCCCCUGCGGCUCCUAAUACCGGUAUGCAGUACCCAUAUGGGGCGCCAGCCGCUUCCAACGGGUAUGCUCCUCCCCAGCCUGCCUAUCCAUACGCACCUCAAGGGACAACCCAGCCUGCCAAUCCAUACGCACCUAAAGGGACAACCCAGCCGGUCAAUCCAUAUGCUCCUCAAGGGCCCGCCCAGCCUGCCAAUCAGUUCAACUCGACUCCUAGUGGCGGCUAUCAACCAGCCGGAUUUCCAGGCAUGAGAUCGUCGUUCCCUGCAACCAGUGUCAUCCCCCCUCCUCCGAGGGCAUCUACACAGUCUCCACAGAUUAAGACCUUCACUACGGCUACUGCUAGUAGUAUUCCUUCAUGGAACGAUCUACCGGAUGACCUGGCCAAGACUGCCAAACCAUCGCGCCGUCCCACUCCCAUUGGCUCUGCUAUUAGUUCUCCGUUCCCCAACCAAUCCCCUCCCAUCUCUCAAGGUCCUCCACCUGCUGGACAGCCUCCUUUCGGCAGAGCUCCAUCUGUUCCCCCGCCGCCCAAGGGUGGAGCUCCUCCUCCCCGUGUGAUGUCUCCCCUGGCGAAUGCUCCGACUGGGCCCUCCCCACCCCCUCCCAUCAACCCAUAUGCCUCGCUACCCCUUUCUCCACCGACAGGGAUCAUGGGACCCCCGACAUCAAUCCCUCGGGGACCAUCCCCUUACAAUGCCCCGCCUAGCGCUGCCCCCUCAGUAAACCGUUAUGCCCCAAGUCCGACUGCCCAAUCUGCAACCCCGCAGAUACAACAGGCUCGUGGUCCGGUGGCGCCUCCUCCCCAGGCUCGCCCUUCACCAUAUGCCCCACCAGUUAACUCGUAUGCACCAAGCCCAUCUGGUGCUGUGAAGCCGCCUCCCAUGACUAUUCCCCCACCUCCAACGGCUCAGGGUCAUGUUCCACCAUCUCAGGGACCCCGUCCUAGCACCGCUGAAUCUCAAAGUGCGGCUGCUCCCUCGACACCCCGACACCCCCCUGGUGAUCGCUCUCAUAUCCCUCCCAACGCUGCGCCUAUCUUCGAGAUUCUCUCGGCAGAUAUGCAGCGCGUCAAGGCACGGGCUCCGGCAAGCUUCCACAAUCAGGUUGUUGAUACCGAACGCCGAUUGAACAUUCUCUUUGAUCACCUGAACAACGAAGACCUACUACAGCCUAACACUGUGAAUGACAUGGUAAACCUAGCUCACGCUCUUCAGUCUCGUGACUUCCAGGCUGCCCUUGCUAUUCACACGGACAUUGUCACCCACCGGAAUUCCGAGUGUGGUAACUGGAUGGUCGGUGUUAAACGUCUUAUCAGCAUGAGCAAGGUUUCCCCGUGA
Molecule: messenger RNA, 3837 nt
Organism: Penicillium taxi
Lineage: Eukaryota; Fungi; Ascomycota; Eurotiomycetes; Eurotiales; Aspergillaceae
Gene: sec31
Product: putative protein transport protein (SEC31)
Exons: 7
Coding region: 1-3837 (1278 amino acids)
Biological process (GO): COPII-coated vesicle cargo loading; endoplasmic reticulum to Golgi vesicle-mediated transport; endoplasmic reticulum organization
Cellular component (GO): COPII vesicle coat; endoplasmic reticulum exit site
Molecular function (GO): structural molecule activity; protein binding
Source: RefSeq, a predicted model, not a curated record